UCUUUUUUUUUUUUUUUUUUCAAUUUUCUAUCCAAUGUUCAAGCUGUCACUCUGCUUGUUCGCCGCGCUCUGCUGCGCCACGGCUGCCUACGCUGCCCCGACGCCGGUCGUCAUCUGGCACGGCAUGGGCGAUUCCUGCUGCAACCCGCUGAGCAUGGGCGCCAUCAAGAAGCUCAUUGAGCAGAACAUCCCGAACGUUUACGUGCUCUCGCUCGAGAUUGGCAACAACGUCGCGGAGGACGAAGCCAACGGUUUCCUCAAGAACGUCAACAAGCAGGUCGAAAUGGUUUGCGAGAAGCUCGCCAACGACCCCAACCUGGCCAACGGCUUCCACGGCAUUGGUUUCUCCCAGGGCUCCCAGUUCCUGCGCGCCUACGUCCAGCGCUGCAACAAGCCCGCGAUGAAGAACUUGGUCUCGGUUGGUGGUCAGCACCAGGGUGUUUACGGUUUCCCCAAGUGCCCCGGCGCCAACUCGACCCUUUGCGAGGUGACUCGUCGCCUGCUCAACAUUGGCGCCUACGUCGACUGGAUCCAGGCCACUCUUGUCCAGGCCGAGUACUGGCAAGACCCCUUCAACCUGAAGGAGUACGAGGAGAAGAACAUCUUCCUCGCCGACAUUAACAACCAGAAGGGCACGAUCAACCAGACGUACAUUGACAACCUGAACUCGCUCAACAAGAUGGUCCUCGUCAAGUUCACCGAAGACACCAUGGUUCAGCCCCGCGAGUCCGAGUGGUUUGGCUUCUACGCUCCUGGCCAGGACAAGCAGAUCAUCAGCAUGAACCAGACCGACAUCUACCAGCAAAACCUGCUUCCCCUGCGCACCAUGGAGCAGGCUGGCAAGAUUGAUUUCCUCAGCGUCGUCGGCGAUCACCUCCGUUUCACCGACGCGUGGUUUGUCUCGACCAUCAUCCCUUACCUUGCUCAGUAAACAAUGUCCGCGCAUUUUUGAACGGAGCCCUCGAGUCUCCCUGCAUGUUGCUGCUGUAUUUGCCGCGUUGAUGUCUGCGGUUCCUCGCGGUUGUCGGUUGUAGUUCUUUGGCAGCCAAUACAGUAAAGUACGGCGCAACACUGCAAUUUCAGACCUCCCAAACAAAAAAAACCAAACAGAAAAAACAACAAAACAAAAAAAGGGGGUGCAAUUUGCAAGUCUUUGUCACUAUUCCAUGUUCAGUUUUUGCAUUGCCUUCUUCAGUGUACAAUACAAUGAUGUUUUAC
Molecule: messenger RNA, 1218 nt
Organism: Capsaspora owczarzaki ATCC 30864
Lineage: Eukaryota; Filasterea; Ministeriida; Capsasporidae
Product: palmitoyl protein thioesterase
Exons: 5
Coding region: 35-931 (298 amino acids)
Biological process (GO): protein depalmitoylation; receptor-mediated endocytosis
Cellular component (GO): lysosome
Molecular function (GO): palmitoyl-(protein) hydrolase activity
Source: RefSeq, a predicted model, not a curated record